AUGAUUCUUUUUCAUCCGGUGCUGGCCCUCUUGGGCUUUGCCACCUUUGUGGCGAGCUACUCCAUCGCCGGCUCUGUCGAACGCAUGUACUUUUACUACGCCUACAAGCUCGACAGGUUGACGCCGGGAAACCAGCUCAUCGCGCCCGGCUGCGACGACUGUACCCUCGACGAAUUCAUCAAGCAUAUUAGCAAGGACAAGAGCAUCAAGCCCGCCAUCAGCACCGAGCCGUUCCCAGACGUUGUCAAGACUGCCGAGAAGAUUGCCAAGGACGGCUACACGGGCAUCAUCGAGCUCGGCCAGGUCGUCAAGGACGUCAAGAACAACUACGCGGCGCUCCUCCAAAAGGUGGGCGAGCGUGUUCUCGGCAAGCUCGAGUCCAGCCCCUCGAACCCGGCCAACCUCGCCGACUUUGAAAAGGCAAAGGCGGGCGUCUUCGAGGCCAUGAAGGGCGUCUACAACGAGCGCACCCGCGCCGCCGUCGAGUCCUUCAAGCCGUUUGCCGGCGACGCGGAGCCCUUCAAGGUCAUUUCCACCGAGUCCGGCCGCGGCAUGAAGUUUGAGUUUGCCGCCACGGUCGAGGCCAACCCCGGCAAGACAAAGGCCGAGAUCAAGGCCGCCUGGAAGAAGCACAUUGAAGGCGGCCACGAGGAAAACAUCGUUUCGCUGGCCAACAGCAUCAAGGUCGCCAAGGACAUCUUGUGCCCGGUGGGUGGCAGCAAGAUGAAGCGACGGGCUCUGCUCUGCGGCGAGGUCCUCGUCACGGACCCCUUGACGACCGGCGCCGACGUCGUUUCGCCUCCCCCCAAGGGCGAGGAGGUUGGAGUGCCCCCCAAAGGCGAAAAGGCACCGUCUGAGCUUGGCGAGUCCGCCAAGCUGGCCGAGGAGAUUUCCGAAAAGGAGUUUGCCGAACUGGCUGCAAAGCGCGGUCUCGAUACCCUCGCCAAGGAAAAGUGGCAAAUGUCGCUGUCCGAGGUCCGCACCAAGCUCAAGUACGAGCCGCUCAAGCCCACGUCCCCCAAGGUCGGCGCCGGCGGCUUCAAGGCGCCCUCGAUCGGCGCCGGCGCCGUUGCCGUCGUCGGCGGCGCCUUUUGGGUCUACGGCGUCGUCGACGCCUUCACGCACAACGUGACGGCCCUGGACCGCGCCGCCGCCAUCACGGCCAUUAUUCCGUUUGUCGGCUGCGCCGUGAGUACCGCCUCGGCGGCGGAAAAGGGCGACGUCGAUGGCCUCGACUCGGCGCUGUGCUUCCUCGGCGACGGCCUCCUGCUGACGCCCGCGUUCCCGCUCGGCAUCGCCAUCCACGUCGUGCGCGCCAUCAUGAGCUUCUUCAAGCCGCCGGCGCUGCCAACGCUUGACGAGUUCCAGGGCCGCCGCGACCGGGCGUGGGCCCGCUUCCUCCGCGACGAUAUUUACACGUACAUUUACUCGCACGAGUCGUACCAGACCGUCACCGGCCACCCUUUCCGCUCCGAGCACAAGACGUUCCGCGAGAAGCUCGAGAGUGCCCUCGCGAUUGAGCAGCUCGCGGUGCUGUCCGAGGGCGCGCAGUCGAUUGGCGCCGCGACGGCGAGCGCGCACGAUGAUGCCGAGGCGGCCGACGCGCCGGAGCGCAAAGCGGAGAUUGCAAAGGGUGUCGAGGACGCGGCGGAGAAACUGCGCGAGGCCACGCAUGCCGAGAUUGUGCGCCGUCAGCGCAAGCUGGUGAUGAACCUGCCCAAGGAGCUCAAGGAAAAGCACGACAUGUCGCUGCAGCCCACGGCCGACCAGUACAACGCCGACUUCAUCAAGAGCAUCACUGAGGAGAAAAUGGUCAACAAGUACAAGACCAUCUAUCCUGGCGACCCCGAGGUGCCCGGCUCUGGAACCGACGACGCCGACGAGAUCCGCGCCAAGCUCAAGGGCUUUGGCGACAAGCUUCGCGAGACUCCGCCAGCGCUGCCUCGCUACUUUGACCUGGCCUAUAUUGUCGGGCAGUCGCGCUCGCUCCUCUCCGUCGACAACGCCACGCUGUCCGUGCCCGACUACAUCCGCGACCUGGUGCCGUCGCUGUCCGAGACGGCGGUGCAGCUGCACGCGAUCCACCACACGCUGCAGAUCGCGCGGCUGCUCAACGGCAAGGUGAGCGAGGCGGAGCUGUCGACGGUGUCGCCGACCGAGGACGCGCAGGGCGCGCGGGACGUGCAGACGCUCGUGGCGCUCAAGUACGGACGCGUCUACGACGAGUACAAGUUCCGGUGGGCCAACAGCAUGUUCCACGGCGCGACGGCCUUUUUCAUCGAGGAGCAGAUGCCGGGCGUCGAGAAGUUCCUCAUCCAGCCGCAGGUGCCGCCGGUCCCGACGGGCACCGAGGACUUUGAGGACACGCACCUGUACGUCUCGCUCGCCGCGGGGCUGAGCGAGGCCAUUGUCGACACGCUCAAGGGCAACGCGGACGCGCUCGGUAAGCGGCACGUGGUCGGUGUCGGCCAGGCCAUCAUGGAUCGCGCCAGCAGGCUGCAGGAAAAGGUCGGCGAGUCGGAUGCGCUGUGGGUGCUGGCCGUCGAAGGGCUCAGGAAGAAGGACGCGGCCCUGGCGCAGCCUGCGUCGCCGGAGAAGAUGAAGAGGACGCUGCCGCGCUCGAGCUCCGUCUACCGGGCGCAGCUCGCCGCAUCGGCGGAUGCCGUCUCCGUCGCGAAUGUCUUGGGAGGAACGACCUUUGAUACAAUGUGUCCCUUGGCCAGAACUGCCGGGGACGUCGCAGACAUGGCGAGUCUUUUGAUGGUGGAAAUUUUUACUGCGGCGCUGAAAGUCUCCUGGCAAGGGCUCAAGGUCGGGAUAGUGCACGCUUUCGAGAGGUUAGUCGUGGAUGCCAUCCUCUGCCAGUCCGACGGCCGCGUGGCUAUUCUCGCAGCGGCAGCGGGAUAUGCCGUGUCCGCACUCCCUUUCGUGCUUCGUUUCGGCUACGUCAAGUUCAACGGUCGCUGCUUCUAG
Molecule: messenger RNA, 2973 nt
Organism: Cordyceps militaris CM01
Lineage: Eukaryota; Fungi; Ascomycota; Sordariomycetes; Hypocreales; Cordycipitaceae
Exons: 4
Coding region: 1-2973 (990 amino acids)
Source: RefSeq, a predicted model, not a curated record